Molecule: messenger RNA, 1377 nt
Organism: Cladophialophora carrionii CBS 160.54
Lineage: Eukaryota; Fungi; Ascomycota; Eurotiomycetes; Chaetothyriales; Herpotrichiellaceae
Exons: 2
Coding region: 1-1377 (458 amino acids)
Source: RefSeq, a predicted model, not a curated record
AUGGCGCAACCACAGCCCACAGAGGCGGGAUCACUUCAAGACCUGUAUCUUGCGUUAUCCAACCUGUUUGAUAAACAUGUGGUCCCUAUAGGCGACCACUUGCAGACAGGCAUGGCUCAGACUUUAUCCGAAAUCUCCUCGCUCAAGCAUGAGACCGAGGCGGGCAGAUCAUCCCUUGAAAGCCGUAUCGAAAGUUUGGCAAAUAUCCUGAAUGCCACGAAGAGCCUCGCCAACCAUGUUGAGCCGACAUCUCACAGACAGAAUGAGCACACCGAACAUUCGAUCGCGGCUUAUGCCAGUCUAGAGCAGCGUUGCAACACAUUUCGAGACGAAAGUGAGCGCCUGGCAACCGAGAAUGAGCAAUUGACGCAACGGCUUGAAGCAGAGCAGCAGAGGGUCCGAGAUCUAGAGAUGAAUCAGCAACUCUGGAAGGCCAAGCUGAGCCGACUCCAAGCCGUCAUCACCAAGGCCGCAACGAACGCGAACGAGGUGAUUGACUCGGAAGUGACGGCCAAAGUACAACGUAUCAGGGCGCGGAUAGAGACGAUCGUCAAGAAGUACUGCGUCGGCAGCAGGGCCGCGCCGCGAAGAGAGCACAAGGAACUAGAAGAAAUCGACAAUGACUGGGUGCGGAAGCUCAAACAGAUCCCGACUCGCUAUGAACAGAGCGACCAAGACGUUUUCCUCACCUAUUGGGUUAGAAGUAAGGUAUACCUGCUGCUGCAGAGGCGGAUCUUUAGCCAACCAUGUUUCGGAUUGGACAAGGACCUGGAAUCCAAACUCGGAGAAUUCGAGACCUUGAUCUCGAAGUAUGCGCAUGGUACGCAUCCUGUCGAAGCCUCGAAGGUACCCUAUUUUGACACCGAUGGUACUGACCUGGAAACUCUAGGAAAGAAUACCAGCGACUGGCGCGCCCUCACACUUGGAUAUUGUAAGGCCCUGGGCAUGACGAACGACGACACUCCGAAGAAUGUGAGCCAGUACAUUGCUCACCUGUUCGCACCGUGGGUCAUCGGAAGACCGGAGAACCAGGUCGGACAGAAGCCAGUCGCUUAUAGAUGGCCUCCACAACUGUUGCACGACUUGGCCGAUCUUUGCCGGGAUGCGUAUGACCUCACCGUCAUGAUCCGCCAAAGCACCGACCGGUACCGGUUUAUCAGCAUCGACGAGGAUAGCAAGGUCCAAUCGGCUGACCAGAAUGACUUCCAGCCGGACGACAUGCUUGGACCUACGGACAAAUAUGUCGGCUCCAAGGUGUGGAUGACUGUCUUUGGCGCAUUGAUCAAGGAGACUCAGGCUGGCGAGCGCUACGUGAUGGAGAAGGCUCGUGUGAUUUGCAAGGCUGCGCCGCCCUUGGCUGAUCAUCCGAAAGAGUGA